Messenger RNA from Lodderomyces orthopsilosis Co 90-125, 840 nucleotides. Its product is annotated as 1-(5-phosphoribosyl)-5- ((5-phosphoribosylamino)methylideneamino)imidazole-4-carboxamide isomerase. The record is from RefSeq and is a predicted model, not a curated record. Gene Ontology annotation, cellular component: cytoplasm. Bases 1 to 840 code for a protein of 279 amino acids. The transcript has a single exon. NCBI's taxonomy places the organism in Eukaryota, Fungi, Ascomycota, Pichiomycetes, Serinales, Debaryomycetaceae. Gene Ontology annotation, biological process: L-tryptophan biosynthetic process; L-histidine biosynthetic process. Gene Ontology annotation, molecular function: 1-(5-phosphoribosyl)-5-[(5-phosphoribosylamino)methylideneamino]imidazole-4-carboxamide isomerase activity.
AUGACAAAAUUUAGAGGUUGCAUAGAUAUCCAUUCGGGUCAGGUCAAGCAAAUUGUUGGUGGAACCCUAACUCAAGAUGAUACCCUAUCUUCCAUAGAAUCUACCCAGACAUUAGAGAAUUUCGUACUGACCAAACCUUCCUCAUAUUACGCCCAAUUAUACUCCAUGAACAAUCUCCAAGGAUGUCAUGUGAUAAAACUAGGCCUGAAUCCAGAGAAUGACAAAGCGGCUGAAUUGGCGUGCAAAACAUGGCCAAAAGGCCUACAAGUCGGUGGCGGAAUAAAUUUGGAAAACGCGCAAGAAUGGCUUGAUAAGGGAGCGUCCCAUAUUAUUAUUACGAGCUGGCUUUUUUCAAAAAAUGAAGAAACGGGGAAAAUGGAACUCGAUUUCGAAAAAUUGGCGAAGAUUAGUGACAAGGUAGGCAAGGGACAUUUGAUUGUGGACUUGAGUUGCAGAACGGUGAUAAAUGAAACCGGUGAAGUUGAUUGGUUCGUGGCAAUGAAUAAAUGGCAAACUAUUACGGGAAAUAAACUAAGCAAGGAGUUUUUGUUGAAAGUAAGCCUGUAUUGUGAUGAGUUGCUAAUCCAUGCAGCUGAUGUUGAAGGGUUAUGCAAAGGUAUUGAUGAGAAGUUAGUAUUGAGUUUGAGCAACUGGUGUCCUCCAAAUUUUGAAGGUAAAAUAGUCUAUGCAGGGGGUGCAAAAUCACUAGAAGACCUUCAGUUAGUCAGAGACUUGAGCAAUGGAAAAGUUGAUUUAACUUUCGGUAGUGCACUCGAUAUUUUUGGUGGAAAACUUGUCAAGUUUGACGAUUUGAUAAGAUGGAAUCAAAAAAAUAGUUAG